AUGUUGGACCCCGGUUUGGGUCUUUCGACCAUCUCUUCCUGGACACCUGUCAUCGACAUGGCUACGAAUGCAGUCACAUCAGUAACGGCCGUAGCCAGCGCAAUCCCGGAUGACGAUGCUAACCAACCCUAUUUCCUCCGACUGUUUGUCAAACUCCGCGCCUUCUAUAGCUGGCUCACUGAGCGGUGCAUGCUAUACGCGCGCCUCACGCAGGAAGAAUUCCUCGAACUGAGAGAGGAAGGUCUCGUACGCUCUCACCCCACAAUCCGGGCCAGCCUCCCUACCUCUUCCCCUUUCAAACCACCCCUCCCUGGCACGCCGAAGACCUUUCCUCAGUUCAACCGCCUCCCCGCCGAACUCCGCCAGCAGAUAUGGACCGAAGCCCUCCCCGGUCCCCGACUGCUGAUUCUCAGAUUGCCAGACAGCAGCCGGGGGACAGACAGUGAUCCCGACUCCAGCUCAUUCACCUCCACCUUUCGACCCAGACGCCGCCACCCGCCCCAUCAGCGCCGUUCGCGCACCCGAAGUAAGCUCUCACCCCAAUCAUCCUCUCGCAAGCCCAAACACCCCGACGAGACCUACCGCGAUUUGUCGCGCGGGCCCAAGCCACCCUCAAACGCCCUCACCUGCCCCGUCGCGCCGCCAACCCUCCUCCAGGUCAACUCGGAAUCGCGGGCGGUCGCGCUGAGGCACUACCGUCCAGGCCUCAUCCCGGACGGGCGAUGUCAUUCUUCGAAAGGGUACCGCUACUACCGGGUCUCACCGACCUACGUCGACUUCUCGUGCGACGUUAUCGGCUUGUCUGAUGCACUCCUCGCCUCGGCAGAAGGGCGGGAGCUGCUGAGGCGAACGCCCGAUCUGAGCAAGGCCAGGCAUUUCUGCUUUGGUAGCGGCUCCGGCGCGAGGGUCUAUCUUUGUGGUGAGGAUACGGAGGGUUUUGCUACUGCUAGUGGUAUUAGUAGUGGUGGUAGCGAUACCAGCGGUGGCGGGGUGGGAUCUGAGAGUGGGAGGAGGAGGAAGAACGUGAGGUGGCUGUUUGAGGCCGCGGGCAUUGAGGAUGUGGCGGUUGUGGAUUCGCUCGUUUUUGCUGAAGGCCUUAUGCCCAGGGUAGCUGCGCUGGAUUGGACGUACUGGAUCCGUUGGCAGUGUGCCCUUGGAAAGGCGAGGUGGGCAGUCUUGAACGGGGAGGGACAGGAGGAGGGGGUGAACGAAAGGUAG
Messenger RNA from Canariomyces notabilis, 1218 nucleotides. RefSeq lists its product as uncharacterized. The record is from RefSeq and is a predicted model, not a curated record. The transcript has a single exon. NCBI's taxonomy places the organism in Eukaryota, Fungi, Ascomycota, Sordariomycetes, Sordariales, Chaetomiaceae. The coding region runs from base 1 to 1218 and encodes 405 amino acids.